Megalopta genalis is the source of this 579-nucleotide messenger RNA. The record is from RefSeq and is a predicted model, not a curated record. Lineage: Eukaryota; Metazoa; Arthropoda; Insecta; Hymenoptera; Halictidae.
AUGGCGAGCGUGAAUGAUGUACUGUCCGUGAUGGAGAAGAAGCACGUAAAACAAGUCAACAUCAUCAAAUUCCAAAGAAAACAAGUCAACAUCAUACAACUCUCCAGGAAAGAAGUCAACAUCAUUCAAUUCUACGUGAAACAAGUCAACGUCAUACAACUCAACAUCAUACAACUCUUCAUCAAAGAAGUGCACAUCAUACAACUCUCUGUCAAUCAAGUCAACAUCAUACAAUUUUACGGAAAGCAAGUCAACAUCACAUACAAUUCUACAGAAAACAAGUCAACGUCGCAUACAAUUUCUCCAUUAAACAAGUCAACAUCAUACAACUCUAUGAAACAAGUGAUCAUCAUACAACUGUCCACCAAAGAAGUCAACACCAUUCAAUUCUACGUCAAACAAGUCAACUUCAUACAACUCAACAUCAUACAAGUCUCCAUCAAACAAGUCAACAUCAUACAACUGUCAACCAAAAAAGCCAACAUCAUAAAAUUCAACAUUAAACAAGUCAACAUCAUACAAUUCCGCAUCGAACAAAUCAACAUCAUACAACUCUGCAUCAAACAAGUCAACAUCUGA